UUCCACAGAGCAGGAGGUUGAACUGAGUGCGCCCAGUGCACAGAAGCUGUCCUCUGACCUUCGACCUCUGAUGUUCUGGAUGUCCAAUGCCACAGAGCUCCUCAACUUCUUCCAGGUCAAAGCUGAGGCCAUGGAGAGAGACUGGGAGUUUGAGGCUCCUGGUGACCCAGUGUUGUCAGCUGACCUGGACACCUGCUCCGAGGCCCUGGCGCAGCUUGAUGACGUGAUAAUGCACACCUUCCAACAGUGCGUGUACCACCUCACAAAGACGCUGUACUCCCUCCUCCCAGCUCUCCUGGACAACAACCCUUUCUCCAGCCUGGAGAAAGAGAAGGAGAGAGAUGAGGCAAGGGAGAUGGAUGGGGGUGAGGGUGGUGGAGGGGAGGGAGAGGGGGAUGACGUGUCCUCCCUCCCCCCUACGGUGGCUGGGCUGGUGGAGGUGUACCGUUGCUCCCUGAUGCUGUCCCGGGAGGCCUGCCUCUCCCCCCCACUCACCUCCCAAACCUUCGGCUACCUCUUCUUCUUCACCAACACCUCCCUGCUCAACACACUGCUGGAGAGAGAUGGUCUGUUCUCCUGGUCUAGAGCGGUCCAGAUCCGUACAAACCUGGACCUGGUUCUGGACUGGCUGCAGGGCGCGGGACUUGGAGAUAUCGCCUCUGAGUUCCUGAAGAAGCUGUCCGUCACAGUCAAUUUCCUGUGCGUCCCUAAGACCCGCCUCAUCCAGUCAUCCUGGGCCAGCCUACAGGAGGACCACGCCUUGCUAAGCCCCACCCAGCUGUACCAUCUGCUGACCCAUUACAAGCUGGGACCGGCCAGAGCCCCACCGGCCUCCUGGGCCCCUCCCCCUGGGACGGAGCUCAGUGGUGACAUCUUCGAAAGUUUCCUGGACCACCCCCCUCUCAUCCUGCCAAAUGAGACGCCUCAGCUGGACCUCUCCCAGCCAAUCCCCAGCCCCGAGCUACAAAAGGAAGUGACACGCUUGCGCAACUUCCUGUGGGGACUCGACCAGGAUGAGCUGCCAGCCAAUCAGAGGACCAGGCUGUGAGCGCUGGACAGUUGAGCUCCGGGUAGAAGCUACCCUUAGGCACAGUUCUAGGAUCAGUUCACCAUCCGCCUCAACCAUGAAGGGAGAAAGACACAAAACUGACCCUUGAUCAGCAUCUAGGGGCAACCUCAUCCAUCUCAGCAACUUUGAAAUUAACCCUAUAUUGAACCCUCUGUCGUAAGACAGAUGCAAUGGAUAGGAAUGGCAACUGGUGUGAGGAAUGGCAACUGGUGUGAGGAAUGGCAACUGGUGUGAGGAAUGGCAACUGGUGUGGGGAAUGGCAACUGGUGUGAGGAAUGGCAACUGUCAAAAGAAAGUCAUAACACAAUGUAAUAGUUAUCUAACCGUAAGACAAUACAACUGUUCUUUUACUGUUCUCUAAACACUCUUUAUUUUGUAACACAUUGCCUGAAUGCAGUGGUUGCCUGAAAAAGAAAAGURCUGCAAAAUGAAGCAUAAAUMAUGGUAUGACAAUGUUAUUAUGUAGAAMAUAUCCCUGUAGGUCAGCUUUAUACUGGAUGGAUGGAUGCUCACAGAUAUUCUCAUAUAAAGAAUAUAGUAAAUGUGUAUUGUCACAGAACAUUAGAUUGUAUACCAAAGUAAACACUAACACUAUGAAGGAAACUGUUUUACCAUGUGUAUUUUAUUUCUAACUGUCCUCAUAUUAUAAAUAAAAUGUUGGUACCCUA
This is a messenger RNA of Salvelinus sp. IW2-2015, 1737 nucleotides long. RefSeq names its product ras-interacting protein 1. The record is from RefSeq and is a predicted model, not a curated record. Gene Ontology annotation, cellular component: cell-cell junction. Gene Ontology annotation, molecular function: GTPase binding. Lineage: Eukaryota; Metazoa; Chordata; Actinopteri; Salmoniformes; Salmonidae. Gene Ontology annotation, biological process: regulation of GTPase activity; negative regulation of Rho protein signal transduction; angiogenesis.